AUGCCGCACACGCGACGCCUCCUCCGACAGGAAAUCACCUUUUCAGCCGCCAAGGAGAAUGAGUCGAACGUUCUACAUCAGCUGGGAUACUACGAUCAACAAACCAAUUUCUUCUCUCAUCUAGAUGCUAAUCGUUCUUGGAUCGAAAAUGUUGUUGCGCACCAUCUCGGGCUAAGCUCUACAAUGUGCCACCUGGCAGGCCAGGAAGACUGGCUACACGGAAGCUUUAAUGUCUGCAUUCCUGUCGUCGUGCACGGCUGGAAUAAAAAACGUGUUCUUCUUCGAUUCCCCCUUCCGUACCGCGUUGGUGAAGCUUUUAGGCCUGGGAACUCUGACGAAAAGAUCAAGUGCGAGGCGGGAACUUAUGCAUGGCUGCAAGGAAAUUGCCCCGACGUACCAAUUCCGCAGCUGUACGGCUUUGCCCUCUCCACUGGUGAGACUGUACGGAACGAAGCCUACCACUACCGCCGCCACUGUCCCAGCUAA
This is a messenger RNA of Aspergillus melleus, 486 nucleotides long. RefSeq lists its product as uncharacterized. Lineage: Eukaryota; Fungi; Ascomycota; Eurotiomycetes; Eurotiales; Aspergillaceae. The transcript has a single exon. Bases 1 to 486 code for a protein of 161 amino acids. The record is from RefSeq and is a predicted model, not a curated record.